AUGAAGGUCACGAUAGUCUUGUCCGUGGCGGGGCUCGCCAUCGGAGGAGCCGUCCCCCGAGUCAGAAGAUCCGAACCGCCGAGCUAUGCCAUGCCGGGGGUCCGGUUCCGUGGAAUAACCAUCAAGCCAUCACAUUCAGUGCGGCCGCGAAGUGCUGAUGCUGUCACUUCCAACCACGUGGCGAUGCAAAAGAUCCAUGGCCACUUACCCCAGCGUAAUUGGCAGAAGACUUUGCACAAAGCCGUCGGCGACACCUGGGAUUUGAAGUCGGAAUAUAACUUGACGAAGCCAGCCACCAGCAACAUGACCUUCCUCUACAACACCAACUACGCCAUUCCCAUCAGUAUUGGCGACCAGGAGUUCCAGGUCACGGUCGAUACUGGUUCCAGUGACACCUGGGUCGUACAGAGCAACUUCACUUGUGUUGAUCCUACUACACUUGGGCCGAUUAAUCCGUCGUAUUGCGGAUUUGGGCCGACCUUUGACGGGACCUUCCAACACGGCCUGGUGCCUGAUGUUGCCGACUUCGCCUUUAUGUACGGAGACGGGGAGUCCAUCGGCGGCCAGACCGGAUACGAGGACAUCACCAUUGCUGGGGUGACGGUGAAGAAGCAGGAGAUGCUGCUUGCCAACAGGGCAACGUGGUAUGGAGACGGAAUCACCAGCGGCAUCCUGGGGCUCAGCUACCCGCUCGAGACCAAGAUCUUCAACACCACGGACCAAAGUCGAAACUUCGCCGGCUCGCCCAGCCACAGGAAAUACGACCCCGUCUUCACGAGCAUGUAUAAGCAGGGUCUCGUGCCGCCCUUGUUCAGCAUGGCUAUGGACAGGAGCUCGCAGAAGGGAUGGCUCGCGUUUGGCGGACUCCCUCCCGUGGACCACGCCUCGGACUAUGCUAGAGCCCCCAUUCGAAUUGUCGAAGUCGACAACGCCCCUGCCACCAGGACGGAAAACACUUAUUAUACCAUCAUCCCCGACGGGUUCAUCUUCGGCCGCCUGAACACCAGCACCUUCACCUACUCCAACCCGUCGUGGAAUGGCCUCUUCAACGACACCAACGAGUCCCAGUUCCCUGUCAUGAUCGACAGCGGCACGACAUUCGCCUUCCUGCCGCGGGCAAUCGUGCUCCCCUACGUGCAGCAGUUCACGGAACCCAUGGGCCGGUUCGGCGGCCAGUACUGGGCGCCGUGCGACUCGACGGUGCCCCCCUUCGGCGUCACCAUCGGCGGCAAGACCUUCUACCUCAGCGAGGCCGAUCUCCUCCAGCAGGAGGUGCGCCAGCAGCAGGACUACAACGGGACGCCCAUCACGCUCUGCCUCAUAGGUCUGGGUGAUAACCUCCCGGACGGCCCGUUUAUCUUUGGAGACAUGUUCCUGAACAACUUUGUCAGCGUUUUUGACGUUGGCGCCGGCGAGAUGCGUUUCUAUGCUCGUGAGGGGGAUAAUUCAACCAAUGCGACAAGCGAGGCUGGAAGCUCCGAAUGA
Molecule: messenger RNA, 1485 nt
Organism: Phialemonium atrogriseum
Lineage: Eukaryota; Fungi; Ascomycota; Sordariomycetes; Cephalothecales; Cephalothecaceae
Product: eukaryotic aspartyl protease
Exons: 3
Coding region: 1-1485 (494 amino acids)
Biological process (GO): proteolysis
Cellular component (GO): fungal-type vacuole
Molecular function (GO): aspartic-type endopeptidase activity
Source: RefSeq, a predicted model, not a curated record